AUGGGAACCUCUUGCCAAGAAUCUCCAUCACUUCUCCAAGACCUGAAGGUGACCAUCGACGAAACCUCAACGAUUUUUCCAUCCACAGAAACUGAGAAGAAGUCCUUGUUCCUAUCAAACAUCGACAAGGUGGUAAACUUUGACGUGGACACGGUUCACUUCUUCGCAGCAAACAAAGAUUUUCCCCCCCAAAAGGUGGCUCAGAAGUUGAAGAAGGCCCUAGAGGAUGCUCUUGUGUUCUAUGACUUCUUAGCCGGAAGAUUGAAUCUGAACCCGGAAACCGAAAGAUUGGAGAUAGAUUGCAGCGCAAAGGGUGCUGUGUUUGUGGUGGGUUCAAGUGAGUACAAGCUAAGUGAGAUUGGAGACUUAGCUUAUCCCAAUCCAGCUUUUGCACAGCUUUUUCACAAGAGUAAGGAACCAGGUGAUCUUCCACUAUGCGUUGCACAGCUCACAUCUUUCAAGUGUGGUGGCUUCGCAAUGGGCUUCGCAACCAGCCACACAGCGUUCGACGGACUUAGCUUCAAAACAUUCUUGGACAAUCUUGCAGCCUUGGCUGCUAACAAACCCUUGGCUGUGAUACCCUGUCACGACAGGCAUCUCCUGGCCGCACGAUCCCCGCCACGUGUCACCUUCCCACACCCUGAGUUGAUCGAGCUCGAUAAUCUAGCCACAGGCAUAGAGUCUAGCGUCUUUGACGCUUCCAAAGAAGAACUCGACUUUAGGGUUUUCAAACUAACCUCAGACAACAUCCUCAGCCUCAAGGAGAAAGCAAAGGGAAGCAUCAAUGGCAGUGCCACCGGAUUUAACGUUAUCACCGCCCAUAUAUGGAGGUGCAAGGCCUUAUCAGCACCGUAUGACCCUGCUAGGUCAUCCACCAUACUAUUCGCUGUGGACGUACGUUCGAAACUGAACCCUCCGUUGCCGAAAGGCUACACCGGCAACGCCGUGUUAACCGCGUUCGCGGUGGCGAAGUGCGAGGAGUUGGAGAAGAGUGAGUUCUCAAGGUUGGUGGAGAUGGUGAAGGAGGGUGCAGAGAGAAUGAGUGAUGAGUAUGCAAGGUCUAUUAUAGACUGCGGAGAGCUGCACAAUGGGUUUCCAAACGGGGAGGUUUUGGUGUCUUCGUGGUGGAGAUUAGGGUUUGAAGAGGUGGAGUAUCCGUGGGGGAAGCCAAAGUAUUGUUGCCCGGUGGUGCAUCGUCGGAAGGAUAUUAUUCUGUUGUUUCCUCCCUUUGGUGCAGGUGAUGGGAUAAAUAUUAUAGUUGCUCUUCCUCCCAAGGAAAUGGACAAAUUCGGGAGCCUCUUUCACAUGUUCUUGAAUUGA
Messenger RNA from Sphenostylis stenocarpa, 1320 nucleotides. The record is from the annotation of a GenBank genome assembly. NCBI's taxonomy places the organism in Eukaryota, Viridiplantae, Streptophyta, Magnoliopsida, Fabales, Fabaceae.